GAAAGUGCAUUUGAAGCACUGGAAAAAGACUUCCAAGAAGUCAUCAAUCUACUUAAGGGAGAGAAAACCCUGGAAAAAUUCCAAAUAGAAUAUGAGAAGCUCCAUGCUGUUAUGAAGAAGUCUCAUGAAAAUGAAAAGCGUCUCAUGGAGAAAUGCAGGGAGCUGAAUGCUGAGCUUGUGGUGAAUUCAUCUAAAGUAGCUGCACUCAAACAGCUCUCUAAAGAUGAUGAGGGAACUAUAUCAUCAAUGAAGAUGGAGCUUGAAAAGGCCUGGAAAAUGAUGGAUAUAGCCUAUCAAAAGAAACAGAAAGCAAAUGAAAAGAUUAAAUCACUGCAAGAGGAAAUUGCACGCCUAACUAAUUUAGUGGAGCAAGGAUCUGGACUGUCUCUGGAACAGGAGCGCAAUGUCCGGGAUUUGCUAAAACUUAAAGAAGAGGUAACUACGGAGCGAGACCAACUGUUGUCAGAGGUUGUGAAGUUACGUCAAAGUCUAACUCAAGCCACAGAGCAGCAGCAGGAUGCAGAGAGGGCAAAAGACCAGGCAGAACAAUCCAUUAUGCAGCUUCAGCAAGAAAUCCAGCUGCGUCAUAAUGAGGCGUCACGAGAGGCUCGAAAGAGGGAAAAAACGGAGAACGAGCUGAAAAAUCUUCUAGCUGAAAUAGGUAACAAGCAAGAUGAGAUCAAGAAUUUACAGCAACAUAUACAGAAGAGCAAAGAGGAACAACUGAAAACGGAGCAGCAGCUAAAAGAGCAGAAGAUCUUGAAUGAAAGAGCUGGUAAGGAACUUGAGCAAUUUCAGAUGAGAAAUAAUAAGCUCAUGCAGGAGAACAAGCAGCACAGUGUGAUAUUUGAAGAGGUGAUGCAGGACAUCCAGCAGAAGACAGCAGAACUGAAAGCCAGAGAUGAAGAAGUGACUGAGAUGCGCCUUGAAAUUUCAAAGCUGAACAAAGUAAGAGAUGUUCUCCAGCAUAAACUGCGUGUUGCAGAGGAACAAAAAGUUGAUGCGGAACAUGAGAGAAACAUCCUAAAAAAUCAAGUAUCUGGACUGGAGAGAGAGUUGGAGGCUGCCAAAAAGCAGGCAGAGAUUGACAAGAAAGCUGUGGAUGAUCUUAUGAGGGAAAGGGAUAUGCUAAGCAAGAACUUAGUCAAGGCUACCAGUACCACUCAGCAGCAGAUGAAUUUGGUGAAGAUACAUGAACAGUCAAAGAAGAACUUGGAAACAGAAAUCCAAAAUUAUAAGAAUGAAGCUCAGAAACAAAGGAAGAUUAUUUAUCAAUUGGAGAAGGAGAGAGAUGGUUUCAUCAAUGAAACCCGUGACCUCAAAGAGAAGGUCCUCAAGCACAUGAAAGAUAUUGAAAUACGGGAAAUACAGAUCUGUGACUAUGAGAAGAAAAUAGAAGAGUCUGAGAUUAAAUUUAAACAGCAACAAACCAACUGUGAAGCUGUGAGAAUGGAGAGGAACCUGUACAGUAAAAAUCUGAUUGAAGCUAAGGAUGAGAUAGCAGAAACAAGGAAGAAACUGAAAACUGUGAUACAUCAGGUGGAUCAGCUGAAAGAGGAGAUCGCAGACAGAGAAGCAGCCCUUGAGAAAGCACAUGCAGAACAUCAGCAGACAGAGAAGGAGAAGGAAUCAUUGAAAGCUGGACUACUUAAGAUGAAAGAACAGGCUCUGGAAACCAAACACUUUAUAGAAAAUCAGGAGGCAGAAGAGAGAAAACUCCUAAAAGUCAUUGCUGAAGCUGAUGCUGACAGGCUGAAGCAAAAGAAGGAAUUUGACCGGGUUAUCAACGAGAGAGAUAUCUUAGGGUCCCAGCUUGUUCGGCGCAAUGAAGAAGUGGCUCUGCUCUAUGAAAAGAUAAAAAUCCAGCAGUCCAUCUUAAACAAGGGUGAAACUCAAUACCGACAGAGAAUGGAAGACAUCCAGCUUCUCAAGCUGGAGAUCAAAAACCUUCGGCGUAAGAAAGGAAUACUUGGCAAGAAUGUGGCUAAUGUGGAGGAGCUCAGGUAG
This is a messenger RNA of Cariama cristata (Red-legged seriema), 2007 nucleotides long. It is a transcript of the gene CFAP58, whose product is annotated as cilia and flagella associated protein 58. The transcript is spliced from 12 exons. The coding region runs from base 112 to 2007 and encodes 631 amino acids. Lineage: Eukaryota; Metazoa; Chordata; Aves; Cariamiformes; Cariamidae. The record is from RefSeq and is a predicted model, not a curated record. Gene Ontology annotation, cellular component: cytoskeleton.